GGCCGGAAGUGACGCAACGGGGGAGCGCUGCGGGCUGGGCACCGGAAGUGGCGGUGGCCGCAUGGUGGCGGCGGCGGCGGCGGGGAGAUGGGGCGGCCCAGCAAGACCAAGAACCAGAAGAAGGAGCGGGCGGCGGCUCUGCAGCAGGCGCAGCAGGAUUUCGGCACCGUCCCCCACUCCUUCGUCUUCCACCGCGGCCGCGUGGGCAAGAACGUGCGCCAGCUGAUCCUGGACGUGCGCAGGGUGAUGGAGCCUUACACCGCCCGGGCCCUCAAGGUCCGGAAGAAAAACUCGAUGAAGGAUUUCGUGGCCGUGGCCGGGCCGCUGGGGGUGACGCAUUUUUUGGUCUUCAGCAAAUCGAGCUCCAGCAUCAACUUCAAGCUGUUUCGGCUGCCCGGGGGCCCGACGCUGACCUUCAAGGUGACGCAGUACUCGCUGAUCAAGGACGUGGUCUCGUCCCUCAAGCGGCACCGCAUGCACGAGCAGCAGUUCACCCAGCACCCGCUGCUGGUGCUCAGCAACUUCGGCCUCCAGCAGAUCCACGUCAAGCUGAUGGCCAGCAUGUUCCAGAACAUGUUUCCUUCCAUCAACGUCCACAAGGUCAACCUCAACAGCAUCAAGAGGUGUUUGCUCGUCAGCUACGACGCCGAGACGCAGCUCCUGGAUUUCCGACACUACAGCGUGAAGGUGGUGCCCGUGGGCGUGAGCAAGGGCCUGAAGAAGCUGCUGCAGGAGAAAUUCCCCAACAUGAGCCGCCUGGAGGACAUCAGCGAGCUGCUGGUGAAAGACAUAAACCUGUCGGAGAGCGAGGCCGAGCAGGACGGGACCCACAACAUCCUGGAGCUGCCGCAAGCCUACGCCGGCCGGGGGAACAUGAAGGCGCAGCAGAGCGCCGUGCGCCUCACCGAGAUCGGGCCCCGCAUGACGCUGCAGCUCGUGAAGGUGGAGGAGGGCUUGGCGCAGGGUGACGUGCUCUUCCACAGCUUCAUUCACAAAACGGAGGCGGAGGUGCAGGAGAUCCUGGCGCGGAAGGAGGCGAAGCUGCGGCUGAAGACGGAGCGGCGGCGGCAGCAGGAGGCGGCCGUGGAGCGCAAGCGGCAGCAGCGGGAGGCUCACCGGGAGAAGAGCCUGGCGGGGAUCCGGAGGAAACGGCAGCGGGACGGCGACAGCGACGCCGAGGACCCCGGGGCGCCGGAGCAGCAGGAUCCGGCCGGGCAGUCGGACGAGAGCGACGCCGAGUAUUACCGGCAGGAGGUGGGCGAGGAGCCCGACGAAGACCUCUUUCCCAACCGCACCAAGAAGCCGCGAGGCCCCUCGGGCUCCGCCGUGCCGCGGAAACGCCGGCGGCGCAGCCAGCAGGAGCAGCCCGGAGCCCCGAAACCUCGCCCGGCAGCACCGGGGAAGCCGCGAAAAAAGGGUCCGGUGCGGACGGACUCGAAGCCCCAGGGAGCAGCCGGGCGAAAAGCGGGACGAGGAAGCGAGCGGCCGGCCCGGGAGGGACGGGGCCACGGCCCCAAGAGGAGAGGGAAGCUGCUGACAAGGGGAAAAACGAUUUUCAGGCGGCCCGGGCACGUCAAGAAGGGGAAGCGCUCCCGGGGAGCGGGCGCAGGGCCGCGACGGGGUGAGCGGGCCGAGUUUCGGGGCUGCGGGGGGACGAGGCGCAGCCCCUCGACUCAAUCCUCGGGGUGCUCAGCGGGACAAGGGGACGCAUCCUGUCCCCGGAAGACCCCCCCGCCCCAGGGGGCUCGCCCAGCCUCCCCCGCUCUGCCUCCAACCGCCCCACACCGAGGCAGCGACCCUAAAACCGUCGCCCCCCUCGCCCUCCUCCGGGAGGGGGACGCCGGCAGCCCCCGCGGGAUGGCCAACGCCACCUCGGGCAGCCCCUGCUCCAACUUCAGCCGCUCGCAGGAGGUGCUGUGGCCGGUGCUGGCGGCUCAGUUCCCUCCGGCGCUGCUGGGCAACGCCUUCGCCGUCUUCCGCCUGGCCCGCGAGCGCCCGUGGCCGGUGCCCGUGGUUUAUUCCUUCCACUUGGCCCUCAGCGGCGCGCUCUACUCGCUCUCGCUGCCCGCCUUGGCGGCGUAUUACCGGCCCCCCAAACGCUGGAGCUACGGCGCGGCGCUCUGCAAGCUCGAGCGCUUCCUCUUCAACUGCAACCUCUACGGCGGCACCUUCUUCGUCGCCUGCAUCGCCCUCAACCGCUACCUGGGCAUCGUCUACCCGCUGCGGCUCCGCGGGCGGCUGAGCUCCCGGCACGCCCAGGCGCUGAGCGCGGCCGUCUGGGCGCUGGCCGCGGGGCUCUCGGCCCCCACCUUGUAUUUUUCGGAGCUGCAGGAGGACGACGGCGCGGCGGAGUGCUUGGGGAGCGCGUCGCGGGAGCGCCUGCCGCGCUUCCUCGCCUACAGCCUGCUGCUGGCGGCGCUGGGCUGCGCCCUGCCCUUCCUGCUCACCGCCUUCUGCUACGGCGCCGUGGCCCGCGUGGUUUUCCGCAACCCUCGCCUCGGCCCGCUGGAAAAACGCCGAGUCGGGGUGCUGGCGGGGGCCAGCGUGGCCCUCUACGCCUUCUCCUACCUGCCCUACCACGCCUUCCGCAACCUCAACCUGUGGCGCCGCUGCCGCCUGCGGCCGCCCCUGGAGGACUGCGGAGUCUCGCGCGCCGUCCACGCCGCCGCCCAGCUCGGCAAAAUCCUCGUCAACUUCAACGUCUGCCUGCACCCGCUGCUCUACGCCGCGCUGGCCGACAGCGUGCGCUGCUCCUGCUGCUGCUCCUGCUCCUGCUGCCGCGAGGAGCGGGGCGAGCGCCUGGAGCUGCGGCCCAGGAGCGCGGCGGGAGCACGAAACGGCGGCGGCGAGGCCCCAGAGCCCCAGGAUCGAAAUUCCCUGCCCGGAGAAGGCGGUGACGCGGGGGAUUAAAGGUUAAAUCGUUAAGCGUGGGCCUCACGGCGUG
Messenger RNA from Cygnus olor (mute swan), 2944 nucleotides. RefSeq lists its product as uncharacterized. Bases 88 to 2910 code for a protein of 940 amino acids. The transcript has 13 exons. Gene Ontology annotation, molecular function: rRNA binding; G protein-coupled receptor activity. Gene Ontology annotation, cellular component: membrane; preribosome, large subunit precursor. Lineage: Eukaryota; Metazoa; Chordata; Aves; Anseriformes; Anatidae. Gene Ontology annotation, biological process: G protein-coupled receptor signaling pathway; ribosomal large subunit assembly; rRNA processing. The record is from RefSeq and is a predicted model, not a curated record.